GUCUCACUUUUCUCAAAUACCAUCUUGAAACGUUUUCUUUCUUCUGUGAAAAAAAAAAACCUAAUGGCUUCUCUAGAUAGUGAUAUUAACAUGGAGGAUUCCAGCGCCGCCGCAGCGCCACCGUGCCAACAUCCAUCUUCAUCAUCAUCAGCUCUUCCAAAGAAACCUAAGAGAUUUGAAAUCAAGAAGUGGAAUGCUGUCGCCUUAUGGGCUUGGGAUAUUGUUGUGGAUAACUGUGCUAUUUGCAGGAAUCAUAUCAUGGAUCUCUGUAUUGAGUGUCAAGCUAAUCAAGCUAGUAAUACAAGUGAGGAAUGCACUGUUGCUUGGGGUGUAUGCAACCACGCAUUCCAUUUCCAUUGCAUCAGUCGUUGGCUAAAGACCCGUCAAGUGUGCCCACUGGACAACAGUGAGUGGGAAUUUCAGAAGUAUGGCCACUAGUAGUAGGAUCGAGAGCAACCAAGCAUGGGAUUCGGUUAUCUGUGUUGUUUCUGUCACAGUGGUGUUAACCUUUGAACUUGAACAGAAAUAAGAACUUAAAAAUAGGAACUUUUCCGUGAUUUCCAUUUACUUGGUCUUUUGUUUCAGAGUUAGCUGAUCUCAUAUAUAUUAUGUUAGAUAUCAGUAUAUGAAAACGCUAUGAUUUUGAAUGAUUUGCUGUAUAGUUCUUUUAGGACGUUUUGCUUGGUAUGAAGGAAUGAUUUAUUACUUGUUUAUAUGAUCUGUGUUCUGUUGCUUUUUGUGGAA
Molecule: messenger RNA, 744 nt
Organism: Papaver somniferum (opium poppy)
Lineage: Eukaryota; Viridiplantae; Streptophyta; Magnoliopsida; Ranunculales; Papaveraceae
Product: RING-box protein 1-like
Exons: 5
Coding region: 64-438 (124 amino acids)
Biological process (GO): protein ubiquitination; ubiquitin-dependent protein catabolic process
Cellular component (GO): cullin-RING ubiquitin ligase complex; nucleus
Molecular function (GO): zinc ion binding; cullin family protein binding; ubiquitin protein ligase activity
Source: RefSeq, a predicted model, not a curated record